Messenger RNA from Coregonus clupeaformis (lake whitefish), 5148 nucleotides. RefSeq names its product max interactor 1, dimerization protein (gene mxi1). Gene Ontology annotation, biological process: regulation of transcription by RNA polymerase II. NCBI's taxonomy places the organism in Eukaryota, Metazoa, Chordata, Actinopteri, Salmoniformes, Salmonidae. The record is from RefSeq and is a predicted model, not a curated record. The transcript is spliced from 6 exons. Gene Ontology annotation, molecular function: DNA-binding transcription factor activity, RNA polymerase II-specific; protein dimerization activity; RNA polymerase II cis-regulatory region sequence-specific DNA binding. Bases 435 to 1148 code for a protein of 237 amino acids.
UGGAGCUAGGUAAACAAACUGGGAGGAGUGAACACAGGCAGCAGCAGGGACUUUGCAGGCUUUGGGCUUUCGGUGGAAAUGUUAUGUAGUUUAUAUCCAUUUUGUAAAAUUUUUAACUCUUUUUCCUGAAUACUUUUAAUACUUUGCUACACUCGUUUUUCGAUUUUUUAACGGCUGAAAAACUGACUGAAUAGGCUGCAGCUAGCUAGCUGUGUUGUAUAAGACUAGGAAUAUUUUUUUCGACAAGGCUUUUAAUUCCAGAUCCAGCAAACAAAUUAGCUAACAAACAAGACAUUUCUGAAGUAACGUUUUGUGUUAUACUCAACGAGGAACAAUUAUUCCGAUUUUGGAUCGUGAAACGCAAUAAUACCUGUCUUUGAAAUAGUAUCACAAGUUGUAGAAACGUUUAGCUAACGUUCGCUAGCUCUAGCAGAAUGACGGCAGUGCAGUUGAUGAACAUCCAGAGGUUAUUGGAAGCAGCAGAAUAUCUAGAAAGGAGGGAGAGAGAGUGUGAACACGGAUAUGCAUCGACGUUUCCGUCGUCCAUUCAGAACACGAACUACCAGAGGCAAAAGAAAUUUCGAAACAAGAAGUUCCACAAUAACCAUAACAGGUCCACACAUAAUGAGUUGGAGAAAAACAGACGAGCCCACCUGCGUCUGUGUUUGGAGAGGUUGAAGGCCCUCAUCCCUCUGGGAAAAGACUGUAACCGCCACACCACCCUGGGGCUGCUCAACAAAGCCAAAUCACAUAUUAAGAAACUUGAAGAGGCGGAACGUAAGAGCCGUAACCAGCUGGACAGUCUGGAGAGGGAGCAGAGGCACCUCCAGCGCCAGUUGGACCUGCUGCAGGGGGGCACUGGGGCCGGGGUAGGAGGCACUGGGCCGGGGGAGGGAGAGAGGAUACGCAUGGACAGCGUGGGCUCCACCAUCUGCUCCUCCGAGCGCUCCGACUCUGACCAAGAGGAGAUUGAGGUGGACGUGGAGUCUACAGAGUUCUCGGAGCACGGGGAGCUGGACUCGGUUUCUACGGCCUCCACCAGCGAUCUAGACGACCACAGCAGCCUCCAGAGUCUAGCCAGCGACGAGGGCUACUCCAGCUGCAGCAUCCUCAAACUCUCCUCAGCCUUCUCAGGAUCCUCCUCAUAGGAGAUGGCUGUUGGGUGUAGACUCCUCUCCCCCGGCUCCAAUCUGCAACCUCGGGGGCUCCACCAACAUCCAAAGUCCAACCACCUGAACCUUGCCAGUGGCGAAGGUUACGAGAGCGAACGUUACUCCAGUGUCCUCGUCAAACUCGCCGCCUUCUCCGACCGGCCAAUUAGAGUUGUCUCCACCCCCGGCUCCAACCUGCAAAAACCUUGGCCUUCAAACUCCAUCCACCUGUUGUGUAUCGUCAUGUAACCCAUCUACAUGUAUCAUCGCCGACUACGCCAUCGCCAUGGCAUCCCUCAAGUGGCGCCCUGACGUCCUUCUAACUUCCUGCCUUUUCAGGCAACUACUUCCUGUCUGUAACCCCUCCCCUUCGCACCAUCCGUCGCUUUGCUCCAACUCGCUGCUGAACCAACAACCCACAGUCCGAGAUGAACCCCCCUUGGAACCCCUCAACCCACCCUCCGUCCCAAGCAGAAGGUCCAACCCCCCGCCUCGUCCUGAUUAACAGGUACAUGAAGAACAGAGAUGGAUCCAAACACAGAACCAACCAACCUUUAUUUUGAUGAUCUGAAUAAGAGCAAUGGUUUUAAAUUAGAUUUUUACUUGAGUGGCUUUAUGAAUGGUUGAAAAUGAAGAUGAAAAAUGAUUUAUUUUCACGAAUAAGCUGGGAUCAGCAUUAUCUUGAUUUUAUUGCAGACAUAAUCGAAGGGAAUAGAUCUCUUUUUUUAAAUCAAACAAUUGAUUAAGUUAUUUUAGAACAAAAAAACAACCCCAUAUUUUAGCAUCAGAAAUGCACUUAAAUUUCUAAUAUAUAUUAGAAUGUUUUAUGAUGAGUUUUAUGAGUUUUAAAACCCUGUUUGGUUCUAUGUGUUUGCGUGUUUGCUCUGGUCUUGUGUGCGAAGUCAAGUGAAUGUUCUGCUAGAAUUAAAAACAAAUUUGGGAACAAGUUGUAAUUUGGACACAGACUGUGGAAUGUCAAGAAGUCUACAUGCCAUAUCAACACAUUUUGGCCCUUGAACGACGUCCUUUUCAUUUUAAAUUCCUUGUCUUUGUGGUUUUUUUUACCACUGCGCAACCACACCACAGCAUCCAACAGACACUUGAAAUGGUGCUACGUGAAACAACAACAACAACAACAACAAACCCAUCAACAACGCAGAUCAAACGCUUGUACAACCAACAAUCCUUGUCUGCCAUGUCAUACAGGACGUUUCCAUCCAAACGAAUGGAGAAAAAAAAAAUACAUGCAUUAUAUACAUUCCCAUGGAACGUGGGUGGUGCUCGAUGUGGAAAUAAAUCUUAAAAUGUGUUUUUACAACAAAGCAGCUACCACAACAAGCUAUCCUGCACUUGCCUACCCUAUAGCUGUCUAUAGAAACAAAUCGGCACAAUUUAAAAAGAAAGAAUGCUAAGGAACUUUGGACUAUAGAGACAACAUCAUCCUUUCUCUCUAUCCAGCAGUAACAAGCAAUAACUAUUUCUAGUAGUUUUCUGAUUUUUUUUUCGACCAUUUGAGCUCCUCCUGUUUUUUCCCCACUCUUUUCCAAGGCAACAGACCUGUGGCCGUCCAAAAAAGCUAAUUCAACUUGCUUUGUUUUUUGUACAUAAUUAGAUAGCUUACAAAUAGCUUAAUAAAUGAACAAUGAUAAAAGGAGUGUAAAAAAAAAAAGUAGAAAACUUGUGGAUAGAAAAAAACUAUUGCCUCUGUUGCUGUUUUUGACCUUGUGUUUUUGUGCAUUUUAAAUUAUAUUUUUGAAAAGAUUUAUUCUACUUAUUCUCUCAGAGUGUGACUGGCAAGCAGUCAGUCAGUCAGUCGUCGACGUGGCAAGGAUUGGACAGUAUUGCUUUGUUCAUUUUGCUGGUUGAAACGUUCAAAAGUUACCAUUCUGUAGCUGUCCCCCUCUCCCCCAAGAGGAGAAGUUACACUUCACAAUACUUAACUUAAAGUUCAAGACACAACAACAAGAGAACAACAACUAUAUGGCUGUAAUACAAAAUGGCCGCCACCCCAGGACUUCUUCUGUUCAUAAAUAAAGAGUUUGGGUGGCACUCUUAUUUUUUCAAAUGUGUUAGUUUUUUACUUUUAUUUUGAAAAACCUAUAUGGCAUUCCACUGGUGGUAUCUCGUGAGCUGUGGUAGAACUCGAGUCUGAAGUGACAACACCAAGGUUUAUGAUGAUGUCAUUGACUGUGUGUGUACAUCCUUAGCCCUUGUUACUGAGGCGAACCCAACUUGCACUUUGAAAAGUCUUGUUUUCCACUGGUAUUCACGUAUCUCUUCAUAUGAAAGAACAAUCCCCCCCUGACCCUUGAGUUUUUUAAAAGUUUAUAUAUUUAUUAGCCUAUUUCUCCAUCCCUCACAGAACCAACACAGAAAAAAAAAAAAAGUUAACUUAUUUUGUUUCUGUCUUAUCUUAUUAUUCUCCUCCUUUUUUAUGUUUUUAAGUGAAACAAUGUCUGUCCCAAAUGGCACCCUGUUCCCUACAUAGUGCACUACUUUUGACUAGACUCUGUCAAAACUAGAGCACUAAGCAGGGAAUAGGGUGCCAUUUGGGACAAAGACAUUGGUGAAUCGUAGUGAAAUCAGUCGGGAUACCAGGCUAAUGUUUUUCCAUUAUUUUCUGUUUUUGUUUUAUUAGCCGGACACUUGAAAUGUAAUCAGCCCCCAAGCUGCUCCCAGUACUGAGCCUUGCCUCUUAUGCAUCCACGGUCGAGUUCCAAACUGACCCCAAGCUGUAUGGUCAUUUCUUCUCCUUUUCUGAUAGGCUGGGUGGAGUUUUUGUCGUAACAGUUUACACCUAUCCAAUUAUCCUAGAAUUACCCCUAGGAGGGGAUGGGGUGUAGGUUCAAGGGGUUGAUUUUGGACUCAGCCUACAAUAGCCAAGUCUAAUUGGCAAAUACUGAGCCAGCUACUAUACAAAAUGGGGGCUAACUAACUCCACACUCCUUUAGUAGGAGGACAAGUAGUAGUCUUUACUAGACUAUGUUUUAGUCAACAAAAUGUGUCUUGCAUUUACAAAAAGCCUCAGAUUAAUAUUAUUGAGAACAAAAGCCUAUGGUUUCAAUGAAGGACAUCAUUUAAGGUGUAAAGUUAGUGUAAUCUUGCAGGAUUUCAUGAUCUCAUCUCUCGAGAGACUUGAUUGGAUCAUUGGACGAUGGUGCUUUCUCGAUAUAAACAAAUAAGCCAAACAACCUCAGAACACCAACAGUGUCCUCUUCUUUCACAGGGGGGCAGAUUACUUCACUCUUCCCACAUUCAUUUACACCUUUAUCGUCUAUCGCUUUUAGUUUGUCUUUUUUUUAAAACUUGCACUAUGAGUAAAAAAGGGCCCAUAUUUAAUGAAAAACAGUGUUUUUCCCCAAUACCCUCUCUCUCUUUUGUGUGUGUUGUCUGGUGUCCUUAGGGCGGCCAUAUAAGAGAUACCUGCUUUUGGCUGUGUAUGGCUAGCAGGAUGUUGUUAUAUCCAGAGUUGGGGUCAAUUCUAACUCAAUUCCUAUCUGUUGAGUUCAAGAUGGGAAUUUCUUACCUGGUAUCCAAACUGAAUACACACUCCAUUUCGCGGAUGGAAUUUAGAUGGAAUUGACGUCCACCCUGAGUAAUGUCACUCCAGUGUACUAGGUAUUGGUCUUAUAGACACCGACUCGAAGGGAGAAUGAAUAGCCUGGGUCCCAUAUCUGUUUGUGCUGUCUUUCCAACUCCUAUGGUCAUUCUGGUCAAGACAGCACAAACAGAUCUGGGAACCAGGCUAAAGCAGAAUGGGUCAAAGUAGAUACAGCUAUUCCCACCUCCAAACAAGACAGACCUAGCCUGGGUUCAACCAGCAUUCAGUCUGGUUUAACCAGGCUAUAGGACAGACUAUAGUCCCCUUGUUGUUCAGAUGAACUCUGUGGCCAUCAAUCCUUUGUAGAACAUGCUCUCUGAUGAUGAUGAUGAUUCUCGCUGUGUAAGUUUGAAAAUGCAAUACUUACAAUAAAACACCAAGAUUGUCAAACCUGAA